Molecule: messenger RNA, 1201 nt
Organism: Melampsora larici-populina 98AG31
Lineage: Eukaryota; Fungi; Basidiomycota; Pucciniomycetes; Pucciniales; Melampsoraceae
Exons: 4
Coding region: 1-909 (302 amino acids)
Source: RefSeq, a predicted model, not a curated record
AUGCUCACUCUUACUGUCAAGUCAAUCCUUCACCAUACCUUCCUUUUUAUAUCUACUUAUCUACUUAUCAGUCAAUCUCAAUCUAUUCAAGCUCAAGUUACUUCUCAGCAAAUCACUGAGGUUCGAUAUGAAUAUGAUUCUUUCAAACUCUCAGCCGGAUACCCAGAUGGUUUUGGAAUUCCACUUAAACCUCAAGCUAUACUCAACGUAUUCUAUCCCAAUGGGAAUAUAAACCUCGGUCAACUAUAUAAUAAAUCGGAUGUUUCCACCAAGCCUACCAUCAGUGUCACUCCUAUUGCCGCCGCUGUGGAAGGAUUCAAAGCUCCCAAUGCCUUUACACUCAUCAUGUCGGACGCCAAUGCUCUUGGGUACCCUGACCCACAAGGAGGCUUUCGCCAUUUUCUCGAUAAUGGUGUUACCUUUGGUGACCCUUCCCCGACCAGUACCUUGACCGUCAAUGAAGCAUCAGGAACCUUGAUCACUUCCUAUGUUGGACCCGCUCCACCUCUUAACUCAGGAGAACACCGUUAUGCAUGGCUCUUAUUUGCUCAACCUGCGGGAUUUCAAGCUCCUGCCAACUUAUCAUCCGUGAAUUCUGGCCCAGGAUACUGGGACUUGAAGUCAUAUGUUACCACAACUGGAUUAGGCGACCUAGUGGCCGCGAGCUUCUUCACCGUCCAAAAUGGAAGUGCUACUGUUGCUUCCGCUACUGCUACCACCACCAUCAACACUUCUACCGGAUUAAGCUCUCCUGCAAACGUCGCAGCUAUCACAGCUACAGAUUCGCCUGAUCCGAAUUGUAACACUACGAGUUUUGCAAUAGCUCAACAUGUUAAUUUGGUCACUUUGAUAAAAAGUCUCGUUUUCACUGUUGGGAUAGCUUGUAUCAGUUUCUCUUUGGUUCAAUGAUUGAUUUGCAAAACCCCGGAAUAACUGGAAAUCCAUGAUCGGCUGCAGUCCUCUCUAGCAAUGAUUCCCUACAAUUUCAAUAAUGAUUUCAUUCCCAUUUUAUAUCUCGGAUUGUCUUUUGCAAAAAAAUAUGUACCACAUCAAAAUGUUGACCCAGUAUCGCUUUCUGUUUGUGAUCCUCAUAGAAAUUUUGGUUCAUCUGUGUUCCCCAUCCUUGGAACGAAAUGAAUGUUGUUUUCUACAUAAGACUAAUAUCAAUUGUAAAAAGAUUUUGAUACAAUGUCACUUUAUC